This is a messenger RNA of Sinocyclocheilus rhinocerous, 2602 nucleotides long. RefSeq names its product ubiquitin carboxyl-terminal hydrolase 2-like. The coding region runs from base 632 to 2323 and encodes 563 amino acids. Lineage: Eukaryota; Metazoa; Chordata; Actinopteri; Cypriniformes; Cyprinidae. The record is from RefSeq and is a predicted model, not a curated record. The transcript has 14 exons. Gene Ontology annotation, molecular function: cysteine-type deubiquitinase activity. Gene Ontology annotation, biological process: protein deubiquitination.
GAUUUUUUUUUCCCUGGUCCAAAAUGGAAGUCGAUUACAAAAACAGUUUGGUUACCAACAUUCUUUAGAGCAUCAUCUUUUGUGUUCUACAGAAGAAAGAAAAUCAUACCGAUUUGGAAUGACAUGAGGGUAAGUAUAAAUGAAGUUUUCAUUUCUGUGUGAUUUAUCCUUUUAAAGUCACUGAAGCUUGACUAAAAUGUGUUUUGAAAUGUGCAAUGUUAUCUUAAGGUGCAGAAACUGACAAGUUUAUUCUACAGGAGUUAUAGGAUCAAACCAUCAAAUUAUUUAUUUAUACCUGGUACAUUGAUCAAAUCAGUGCAUGAACCUCAUUUGCAUGUUUAUCAACGGAAAUUGGUGAAAACGUAGUUUGUUGCAUUUUUCCCCCCAUAUAUAACCGGAUAGCUUAACUUGAAGGAUGGACUGAAUGGAAAAGCACUGAGAUCCUUUCGGCGUAACUGUCAGAGUGCCAUGCUACACUGAGACUCACAAAUGCUUAGGUUUGAGCAGUGAACGGUGUAUGUGAGGUAUAAUGAACCAACAUCUCUGUUUUUCCGUCCACUAGAACCGAGAACGGCUCUACUUACAAUUCCAUGCAGCCUGAAAUUGCCUUACAUCCAGCUGAGCUGCCGGCAUGUCUCGUGUCUCCUCUACAGCGAAGCGCUAUACAGGCUCUUCUUAUACCAGUAACUACAGCUCAUAUGGCUCCUCCCUGACUCCAUCGCUGGGCUCCUAUGAUCGGGAAAAGCUGCCCUAUAAGAGCUCCUCCUCAGGCUACUCCUCCUCAAGCUACCUGAGCUCAAGCGCCAGCCGCUCCCGCAACUACAGCUCUUCGUUCGAGCCGGACCGGGGUCGGCCUAUCCCUCGCACUGAUUUGCUGGGUGGCCGGCGCAGCGAGAGCCUGAGCCGCACACCGGCAAAGGGCUAUGGCUCGGGCCUCAAUGGAGGCUCGGCAUACAGCAGCUACAGCUACUCUCCGGCCCCUACCAGCUACCUCUCCACCUCACCCGUUUCCUCCAGCAUUUCUCUCAGUCGCAGGAAGUCGGUGAGUCAGAGCGAUUUGACGCACGAUUUAUCAGCUCUGGGCCUGAGCGAGACAUCCAGUGGCAGUGGCCUGAAGCAGUCCUACCAGAGCCGAGGCACUGAUGUAUCUGACACCUAUGGCCAGCUACGCUCCAGCUACGGCCUCUCACGGAGCUCCACACAGGACAGUCUUGGCAGCAGCGGCCUGAAGAGCAGCAGCAGCCGAUUCUCCUCCAGCUGUCGCUCCACCUCACCAGUCAGAGAGUCUUUGAACUCAAAGAGUGCCCAGGGCCUGGUGGGUCUUCGUAAUCUGGGAAAUACAUGUUUUAUGAACUCCAUCCUCCAGUGUCUUAGCAACACACAGAGCCUGCGAGACUACUGUCUUCACAACUCCCACCGCCGAGACCUCAACAACAACAACCACACAAACACUGCUCUCAUGGAAGAGUUUGCCAAGCUUAUCCAGACAAUGUGGACUUCUUCAAGCAGUGAAGCUGUCAGCCCCUCUGAGUUCAAAACACAGAUUCAGAGAUUCGCCCCCAGAUUUGUGGGCUACAAUCAACAGGAUGCUCAGGAGUUUCUACGUUUCCUGCUAGACGGCCUGCACAACGAAGUGAACAGGGUCACAGUCCGGCCUCGGGGAAACAUGGAAGACUUUGAUCACUUGCCUGAUGAGGAAAAAGGGAAAAAGAUGUGGGCUAAGUACUUAGAGAGAGAAGACAGCAAAAUCGUAGAUCUGUUUGUAGGCCAGCUGAAGAGCUCUUUGACCUGCAGUGAAUGUGGCUAUUGUUCCACUGUGUUCGAUCCCUUCUGGGAUCUUUCCUUACCUAUCGCCAAGAAGGGCUAUGGAGAGGUGAGCCUAAUGGACUGCAUGCGACUGUUUACUAAAGAAGAUGUGCUGGAUGGGGACGAGAAGCCGACAUGUUACAGGUGCAAAGCCAGAAGACGAUGUACAAAGAAAUUUACAGUUCAGAAGUUUCCUAAAAUACUAGUUCUUCAUCUGAAGCGCUUCUCGGAAGCCCGCAUCAGAACCAGCAAACUGUCCACUUUUGUCAACUUCCCAAUGAAAGACCUGGACCUCAGGGAGUUCGCCUCUGACAGAAGCAGUAGUGCAGUAUAUAACUUGUAUGCAGUGUCCAAUCACUCAGGCACAACUAUGGGAGGCCACUACACAGCGUACUGUUGCAAUCCUGAAAAUGGGGAAUGGUACACGUAUAACGACUCUAGAGUCACGCCAAUGUCCGCCAGCCAAGUUCGCAGUAGUGACGCCUAUGUGUUGUUCUACGAGCGGGCGGGACUCUGAAGACGGACUGUGGACAGAGAUAAAGUGCAGGACUCGAAGCCUUUGGGCUGAAGACACAUUACACACUAUGCUGCUUCCUCUGAGCCGUAAUGCAGGAUGAACAUCGCUCUCUGCUGGCCACCGGGAGAAGCGCACACAAUGCCCUCUCACACUCCACUGUGUUAAAGAGGUCCUCGGAGAUGGUCCUCACUGCAGAACACAAGAUCCAGGGGGCGUGGUUGGAUCAUCCCAAUGCGCCUUCCUCUUGAUCAAGAACGCCUCAAUAUUAAAAACUUUUUC